Molecule: messenger RNA, 763 nt
Organism: Penaeus vannamei (Pacific white shrimp)
Lineage: Eukaryota; Metazoa; Arthropoda; Malacostraca; Decapoda; Penaeidae
Molecular function (GO): protein binding
Source: RefSeq, a predicted model, not a curated record
AGAAGACCCCCACGCUCCGUCAGUACAGGUGAGGCACUGUGCCACGCAACACACACGCAUACAACGAGCGUACCGUUCUCCAGCCACAGAUGAAGGUCCUGCUGCUUCAAGUCUCCCUCGUGCUGCUCCUUGCUGGAACAGCAUGGCCCGAGUGCCUACAGAGGUCCUACCGAGGCACAAAGUCCUGCCUGGCCAAGAGGAUUUUUGCGCCUGUGUGUGGGACGGAUGGGUGCACGUACUCCAAUGAGGAUGUUCUGCGCUGUGCCGAGGCUGAGGACAGGGAGAACUUGCCAGAAGAGCAGGUGGUUCGAGUUGCGUCCCAAGGAAGCUGUGAGGAUAACGUAGAGGAGAAGGAGGGCGAGCAGAGGGCGAAGGAAGCAGAGGAGAUGAAAGGAGAAGAGGAAACAGCCGAGGGAAAGGAAGGAGAGAAUGAGGGUGUGGAACUAGCCGAGAACAGACUUUUCCCGUAAACAAGGGAUUGCGCUUCCCGACCGUCAUCUUGUCAUCAGGAUUUCUCCGGUCAAAAGUGCCUCUCCCUCGCUGUUUUUCGUGAUAUUUAUUAUCUGUGUUAUCUCUGUACUCUGACCAUAUUAUUCACAUUUGAGAGUGUGGAUCUGCACCGAUAUAUCAUUUAUAUGCAAGUAAUAUACAUUCGUGUGCUCUCUCUUUUUCUCUCAUUUUUAAGCAUAUUUUUAUGCAUAAUUUGUGCAGUCGGACGUUACGCCGGAGCGAAAUAUCCUGAAAUAAAACAUGGGAAAGUUCA